GCACUAUUCAAAACUUAAGCCGACAAAGUUAAAAAUAAAAAAUAAUAAAAUCUGAGAGCAGUUCUCAUGAGAGGGUAGAGGAAAAGUAGAAAAACCCCAAGCGGAUUCCUGGUAUUCGGUGCAGAAAACCAGAGGAGAAUAAUGGGUGAAGAAGAGAAGCGAAAUCCAAAAUCCGAAUUGGAUUUGGAAGUAAAACAGUCAAAUGAAUCAAUCAACCACAAGAUGGAGGAUACGAAUCAACUGGAAGAACAAUCUUCAACGUCUUCUUCAAAGAAUACAAAUGCAAAUAUUCAGACGGGGAAGACUUGUAAAGGUUGCCUUUAUUACUCAUCCCAUUUCAAAGCCGAUUCUCGAAACCCUCUUUGCGUUGGUCUCCCCCGUUCCCUUCCCAAUGUACCGCAAUAUAUCGUUGGAGAAUCUGAGAUGGAAGCCUCUAAAAAAGGUAGAAGCCUAAGAGAUUUCAGAUAUGCUUGUGUUGGUUAUGCUCUUUACACUGACCGGAAAAAGCAGGUAGCUGAUGGACAAGAGACACAAACUGAAUUGCCAGUUUGUUUUGGCCUUGAGGUUAUAGUAGAUCGAAGUGCUGCUGCUCCUAUUCAUAAUAGAGAAGCAGAUGGUAAUGGGUUGCCACAACGUCGAACGCAUAAACCGACUCCUUCGACUGGGGAUGAGUUCCUGAGCAGGUUUAUGAGAAAUGCUAAUCUGGUUGCAAAUGGGGUGGCCAAGAACGUACGCAAAGUGGGGAAUCAAAUAAAAGAGUCUAUUGAUGACAUAUUGUAUCCCUACCGAAGACGGCCAAAGUAAAGAGGCUAGUCCUUCCCGUGUAAUAAAAAAUGGAGGAAUAAACCUUGAUCUAUAAUGUACUAUCUGCUUUAUAGUAGUCUGAUUUCCUCCUCUGAAAUUCGACGACGACGGACAAAAGCAGGGUUUUUUGUUGGCUACUUGUAGUCCAGAUUUGACUCUCUGUUGAUGCCUAGUUUGAUGAGGUGAAUGGAGGCUAAGGUUCUUGUUUUGGCCUGUACUAGUCCUUCAACACUGCUCUCCGUAUUUUUGUACAGCAACAAUUUAUUGGCAUACCCCGAAAUAUAAAUAGCAGUGAUGAAAUGCCAAUGUAAAAUGUGUUCUUUUUCUGUUAAUCCAAAACUUGAAUCCUGGGUUUUCAUUU
Molecule: messenger RNA, 1165 nt
Organism: Olea europaea var. sylvestris
Lineage: Eukaryota; Viridiplantae; Streptophyta; Magnoliopsida; Lamiales; Oleaceae
Exons: 5
Coding region: 142-804 (220 amino acids)
Source: RefSeq, a predicted model, not a curated record